Molecule: messenger RNA, 351 nt
Organism: Arabidopsis thaliana (thale cress)
Lineage: Eukaryota; Viridiplantae; Streptophyta; Magnoliopsida; Brassicales; Brassicaceae
Exons: 2
Coding region: 1-351 (116 amino acids)
Source: RefSeq, marked reviewed
AUGGUGAUAACUCUCUCACAUGGAGUCCAUAACCACGGAUUAGAGAAGAUCGACACAAGGUUGGGCCAAAAGAAGAAAGUAGGUCCACUGGGAAAAACCCUAGUUUCUCUUUGGAAUGCCAAGACAGGAAAGGGGAGAGGCGGCAAUCUGAAGCUUGCGAAGACAAUUGCGGUGACUGCAACAUCUCCGGUGAUUGGAAGAUCGGCGGGAACAGUCGCUGGCCGUGAUCCGAAACUGAGACAAAGCUCCAAGGGUUCAGAUCUGAAGCGAGGGCUACGAGGAAGAAAUGGAGAUAAGGAUUUGCCAGAUAACUCAUCUUUUCUUCUUCACUUGAUGAUGAAGAUCGGCUGA